Molecule: messenger RNA, 1969 nt
Organism: Annulohypoxylon maeteangense
Lineage: Eukaryota; Fungi; Ascomycota; Sordariomycetes; Xylariales; Hypoxylaceae
Product: FMN-linked oxidoreductase
Exons: 2
Coding region: 132-1829 (565 amino acids)
Biological process (GO): tRNA processing
Molecular function (GO): flavin adenine dinucleotide binding; tRNA dihydrouridine synthase activity
Source: RefSeq, a predicted model, not a curated record
AAGAACUUUCUUAUGAGACCUUUCAACCGCAAGACUACGAAAUCGCCAUCCUGGAGCUUGGAAGAAGGCUAGGUUCACGCUGGAAGAUUCCCGGCUCCGGCUGGAAAUUGCUAGCUAGAAAAUACGUCGCAAUGGCUUCCAGCACGACGAAUGGAGAGACGGCCACGGCCAAGACCAAGUUACAUGGGCGGGCUUUCUAUGAAAGCAUUGGCAGUCCCAAGUUUGUGCUUGCGCCGAUGGUCGACCAGUCCGAGUUCGCUUGGCGUAUGCUCACCAGAUCGUUCCUCACACCAGCCGAGAAUUCGAAAGUCUUAGCUUAUACGCCCAUGUUUCAUGCACGAUUAUUCGAAGAGGCGCCCAAGUAUAGAGAUACGCAUUUCGAAGCUACUCAACCUUCCACACCCACAGACCCCGAACAACCUCCCCAGUCGGUACCAUUCCUCGACGGUAACCCAGCAUUUGAUCGCCCUUUAUUUGUACAAUUCUGCGCCAAUGACCCCGAGCAUCUACUUGGCGCAGCAACCCAAGUCGCACCUUUUUGCGACGCUGUGGACCUGAACCUAGGCUGUCCACAGGGCAUUGCGCGCAAAGGCCAUUACGGCGCAUUCCUACAAGAGAACCAAGAACUCAUCUACAAAUUGAUCAACACCCUUCACAAGAAACUUCCCAUACCUAUCACGGCCAAGAUUCGUAUAUUAGAGAACAAAGAGGAUACCCUAGCUUAUGCUAAGAAUGUGCUGGACGCCGGCGCAAGUAUUAUUACCGUGCACGGACGGAGGCGGGAUCAAAAGGGGCAUUUGACGGGAGUCGCAGAUUGGGAAUACCUGCGCUACUUACGGGAUAAUCUACCUAAGGAGACAGUUAUUUUCGCCAAUGGAAAUAUACUUCAACACGGUGAUUUAGAGCGAUGUCUCGAAAUCACGGGCGCUGACGCUGUAAUGAGCGCAGAAGGCAACCUCAGCGACCCUGCCAUCUUCGCGCAAGUACCCGCGCCAGGAGAAGAAGGACGGGAAUACUGGCGAGGCAAAGACGGCAAGGGCGGAUAUCGAGUCGACGGCGUGUUCAGGCGUUACAUGGACAUCAUACAUAAACACGUUCUCCAACGCGAGCCACCGACGCGAAGACCGCUAUUCGUCAUCGGAGACGACGAGACCUGGAUCGCGGAAGGGAAGGCGAGAGACGCGGAACAAGACGAGGAAGGCCCGGCGCGCAAGAAGCGGAAGAAGGACGGCGGCGCAGGAAAGAGCGAGAGGUGCACCUCGCCGAACCUUAUCGCCAUCCGGCCCCACCUGUUCCAUCUCCUGCGGCACUUCAUCUCCGUACACACCGAUAUCCGGGACGCGCUCGCUAGAUGCUACGUUGGCGAUAUCCCCGCGAUAGAAAAUGUCUUGGAGAUGGUGGAGCGCAGGGUUGCUGAGGGGUUGGUCGAGUAUGAGAGGACGGGGGGGAAGAGCGUUGAGGAAGCGCAGACGGAUCUGAAGGCGGGUCUGGAUAAGGGGUCUGCGGUGGAGGGGGAAAAUGGGGAUGAUGAGGAUGAUCUGGAGAGCUCGGUUGCGACGGUGAGGAAGUGUAAGAGGCCGUGGUGGGUUGCGCAGCCGAUUGUGAGGCCGUUGCCGAAAGAGGCUUUGGCGAAUGGGAGUAUUAGUUUGAGUAAGAAGGAGAAGAAGAAACGGGAGCUAGCGGCGAUGGCUACGGGUGAGGGUGAGGCGGCCGAGGGAGGGGUGGAUAGGGGUGUCGAAGGGGAAUUACCGGUGUCGGAUUGUGUGGAUGGUGUUAAGGAACCUUCUUUGGAUGCGAAGAGGCCGGCUGAUGAGUUGGUUUGUGGGUGAGGGGAGGUAGAGGGUGAGAUACCAUGGAUAUUAGUUGAAUGGACGACUGGGUACUAGUUAGGUGUGUUGAAAUACUUGGCUGGUCUAAUCUAGCUCACUAGAUAGUCUACUACUCCUUAAAUACGAAUCAUCUUCGCAUA